Pundamilia nyererei is the source of this 1355-nucleotide messenger RNA. It is a transcript of the gene polr3f, whose product is annotated as polymerase (RNA) III (DNA directed) polypeptide F. Bases 110 to 1060 code for a protein of 316 amino acids. The record is from RefSeq and is a predicted model, not a curated record. Gene Ontology annotation, cellular component: RNA polymerase III complex. The transcript is spliced from 9 exons. Lineage: Eukaryota; Metazoa; Chordata; Actinopteri; Cichliformes; Cichlidae. Gene Ontology annotation, biological process: transcription by RNA polymerase III.
UCCGGUCGCUUGGGACACGGAAGGACCCCAGCGUGUGCUCGCAGUCAGUCACAAUAUUAGCUCACAGGCUAACUUAGUAACAGCCCCGCGCAGGCAGGAAGCGCUGGAGAUGGCUGAGGUGAAGGUGAAGAAGGAGACGAACCUGUCGGACCCCGUGGAGGUCGAGAACAGGAUCAAAGAGCUGUGUCAGCAGUUCCCUCAAGGUAUCACGGACCAGGUGAUUCAGAACGACAUGCCUCACCUGGAGCCACAGCAGAGAGCCAUGGCCAUCAACAAGCUGCUCUCAUUGGGUCAGCUGGACCUGCUGAGGAACAGUGCAGGUCUCCUGUACAGACUGAAGGACUCACAGAGCACCAGUAAAAUGAAGGGCUCAGACAACCAGGAGAAGCUGGUCUAUCAGAUCAUCGAGGACGCAGGAAACAAAGGAAUCUGGAGCCGAGACAUCCGCUUCAAGAGCAACCUGCCUCUGACCGAGAUCAACAAGAUCCUGAAGAACCUGGAGAGCAAGAAGCUCAUCAAAGCUGUGAAGUCUGUGGCCGCGUCGAAGAAGAAGGUGUACAUGUUGUACAACCUGCAGCCCGACCGCUCUGUGACGGGCGGCGCCUGGUACAGCGACCAGGACUUUGAGUCCGAGUUCGUGGAGGUUCUCAACCAGCAGUGCUUCAAGUUCCUGCAGAGCAAGGCGGAGGCGGCCCGAGACAGCAAGCAGAGUCCGAUGGUUCAGAGGAACAGCUCCUUCGCCACGUCGCACGAAGUCUGGAAGUACAUCUGCGAGCUGGGCAUCAGCAAGGUGGACCUGUCUAUGGACGACAUUGAGACCAUCCUGAACACGCUCAUCUACGACGGGAAGGUGGAGAUGACCGUGAUCGCCGCCAAGGAGGGCACGGUGGGCAGCGUGGACGGGCAGAUGAAGCUGUACCGCGGCGUGAACACCAUCAUCCAGCCCACCGGCCUCGUCAAGACGCCCUGUGGACUCUGCCCGGUGUUCGACGACUGCCACGAGGGCGGAGAGAUCUCGCCAUCCAACUGCAUCUACAUGAGCGAGUGGUUGGACUUCUGACGCCACGCGUUCCUCUGUGACGGAAGCUUCACUUCCUGUUCGUCACAGACGUGAAGAAGCUGGCGGCCUUAGUUCCUGUGACGAUGGCGUGCAGCAGUGUGUCCCGGUUCUGGUUCUGGAGGCGCAAUGUUUGUUUUCUGGAGCUGCUUCACUGUUUCUGUUUGACAUCGUUAAUCUUUGAGGUCGUCUUAUUGGUCCCAUCAUGGUCACAUGGUCUCAGAUGUUUUGGUAUAAUGCCGCUCCCACCUGCAAACGCUCUGUAGUACAACCGCAUUUUUGUGUGCGUGUGUGUGUG